Contarinia nasturtii (swede midge) is the source of this 1015-nucleotide messenger RNA. RefSeq names its product antigen 5 like allergen Cul n 1-like. The transcript is spliced from 6 exons. The record is from RefSeq and is a predicted model, not a curated record. Lineage: Eukaryota; Metazoa; Arthropoda; Insecta; Diptera; Cecidomyiidae. Bases 150 to 902 code for a protein of 250 amino acids.
UGUAAAAAUUAAGAUAUUUUAAUCAACGUGAUACACAUUUAAUUCGCUAAAAUCACCAAAUCAUCAAGAUUUCAAUAUCAGAAGAAAAUCAUUAAGCAACCAAAAGAACCAAAGAAUUUCACAUUGAAUAGCUCAAUUUUACUAACAUCAUGUUGUUUUUGGGAGAAAUUCUUAUUCUGUGCUAUAUUACCGUGGUUGUGUAUGCUCAAAAUGAAUGGUGUGAUCCAAAACUAUGUGCACCUGGUAAAAAACACAUCGGAUGCUUUGAUGGUGGUUAUCCUCGAUGGGAAUCAAUUUGCGAACGUCCCGAAGAAAUCAAAAUAACACCCGAAUUACAAAAUAUAAUUUUGCAUGAGCACAACAAAUUGAGAAAUCAACAAGCAUUAGGACUAACGCCAUAUUUUUCUCCAGCAACUCGCAUGGCGACAAUGACAUGGGAUAACGAUUUGGCAGCAACAGCUCACUAUAAUACAUUGCAGUGCGAAAUGAAACAUGACGAAUGUCGUGGAACAUACGAUUUCUAUUAUGCCGGUCAAAAUUUGGCCAAAAAUGCUGAUCUAAAUGCAACCGAAAUUGCUAAAUGGGCACCAGGCUAUUGGUUUGAGGAAUGGAUGUAUGCUGACAUGAGUGACAUUUUCGAGCACACAAGAUCGCAACUGUCAAACGGCGAAUGGAUUGGACAUUUCACUCAAAUUGUGAAAGAUGAUUGUGUGAAAGUCGGUUGUGCGAUAAGUAAAUUCAGCGAAAGAGGCAGUCGCCGGUCAUUAAUUACUUGCAACUAUUCAAUGACAAAUAUUAAAAACAGUCCAAUAUACGAAGUUGGCCCAACUGCAUCGCAUUGCAAAACAGGAACAAAUUACUAUUACCCGGGACUAUGUAGCGUUUAUGAAAAAUACGAGUAAAUACCGUUUUACACACACAUCAUUUAGAUCUAUUAAAAAUCAUUUUAAAAUAUGUAUAUCGUUGUUGGUUCAUAGAAAUGUUUAUAUGAAAGAACCUCUAAUUAUCAGAAAAA